ACACGCAUGCGCAUAUCGCACUCUCCUUCAGUAACCUCUGGGUCCAACAAGUCGACCGUCUGUCAGAAAAAUGUUUGCUUGUGCAAGAUACAUUCACCCAACGGCUAGAUGCUUGGUUUCAAGCAGUCGAACAGCUUUGAGGCCAUUAGCUAGCAGUUUGGUGAACAACAAUGAAAUUUCACAAUCCCCAGCCGUGAACCUUUCAUCCUAUUCAGGGGUCAGUGGUCUCACACCAGUUAACAAUAAUUUAUCAACUCUAAUUACUCAGCUGAGAACUUUCCAGACGAGUGCUAUAAAACACGACAUUGAUCAGGCAGCGAAAUACAUUGGAGCCGGCGCAGCCACUGUAGGAGUAGCAGGAUCAGGGGCUGGUAUUGGCAGUGUGUUCGGCAGUUUAGUUAUCGGCUAUGCGAGGAAUCCCAGUUUGAAACAGCAGCUGUUCUCCUACGCCAUUCUAGGAUUUGCUUUGUCUGAAGCUAUGGGUCUCUUCUGUCUUAUGAUGGCCUUCCUGCUUCUGUUCGCAUUUUAACAUCACUAGAGGACUAUUUUAUGUCGCAGGACGAGAAAGCACGUUUUGUUAUCUUCAUGGAUCAGUUUAAGUAAUUGUGAGGUGUGUUUGCAAGACUUAGGGACCCAUCAAAAUGAGGGGAGUUUACUCUUCCCCCAUCAGAACAAUGUAGGUACACAAAACAAAUAUGUAAUAUACACAGGAAAUAAUGUUUUUGAUUGCUGUACAGACGAUCGUCUUUUGUAGAAACAAGACAAAAGGCAAAUUAAAAUAUAUUGAUGAGUG
Molecule: messenger RNA, 793 nt
Organism: Gigantopelta aegis
Lineage: Eukaryota; Metazoa; Mollusca; Gastropoda; Neomphalida; Peltospiridae
Product: ATP synthase lipid-binding protein, mitochondrial-like
Exons: 6
Coding region: 71-529 (152 amino acids)
Biological process (GO): proton motive force-driven ATP synthesis; proton transmembrane transport
Molecular function (GO): proton transmembrane transporter activity
Source: RefSeq, a predicted model, not a curated record